Molecule: messenger RNA, 1464 nt
Organism: Neurospora tetraspora
Lineage: Eukaryota; Fungi; Ascomycota; Sordariomycetes; Sordariales; Sordariaceae
Exons: 2
Coding region: 1-1464 (487 amino acids)
Biological process (GO): DNA damage response
Molecular function (GO): single-stranded DNA binding
Source: RefSeq, a predicted model, not a curated record
AUGUGCGGUAGGUACGCCAUCAAUCUGCGCCCUUCAGAGGUGCGCCGCAUGUUACAAGCGGAUAACAUGCCAGUCGACGACGCGCCGGACGAUGAAGGCGACAAUUCUCCAAGACAGAGCUACAACUUUGCGCCGGGGUAUCGCGGGGUUGUCUACAGGGCCAGGGUGGGCGGUGGUGGUGGUGUUGGUGGUAGCCGUGGAGCUGGAGGACGGAGGAGAGCGGCACAUGAUGAUAGUGCUCAGGAAGGAACUGAAGGCGAAGCGGAAGUUGAACGCGAGGAGGAGCACCAGAGCCAGUCCCCAGAAGAAGAACAGCAGCAAGAAAAGGAACAGGGCCAAACUCAGCCUACGGAACAUCAAAUCCAACAACAUCAACAAGACGGAACACCGAAAGAAAACCACCAAUUCAUCCUCCAACCAAUGAAAUGGGGCCUCAUCCCCUCCUGGACCUUUAAGUCCAAAUCCAAAUCAACCCAACAAAAACCCGGAUCAACAAACUACACAACAACCCUAAAAACCAUCAACUGCCGCGACGACUCCCUCGCCUCCUCUUCCUCCGGUAUCUGGUCCAGCAUCAAACACCGGCACCGCUGCAUAAUCCCUGCUCAAGGCUUCUUCGAGUGGCUCAACACCCCUGGUCCCUUCGGCAAAGGAGUUGAAAAGAUCCCCCAUUUUGUCAAAAGGAAAGAUGGGAAACUGAUGUUAUUCGCUGGAUUAUAUGAUUGCGCCCACUAUACCGACGAAGACGGCAUCGAAAACGAAAUCUGGUCGUAUACGAUUAUUACGACGUCGAGUAAUGAACAGUUGAGGUUUUUGCACGAUAGGAUGCCGGUUAUUUUGGAUGCUGGGCCGGAGAGUCUCAAAAAGUGGUUGGAUCCGGGGAGGAAGGUGUGGGAUGGGGAGUUGCAGGGGGUUUUGAGGCCGUUUGAGGGGGAACUGGAGUGUUAUCCGGUUGAUAAGAGGGUGGGGAAGGUGGGGAAUGAUGGUGAGGAUUUGGUGGUGCCGAAGCAGGUGAGGAGGGAGGAGAGGGCGAUUGAGAGUUGGUUUGGUGGGGGUGGGAAGGGGGAGGAGGGGGAUGGGAAGGAGGAUGGGAAGGAGGGGAAGGAAGUGGAAGUCAAGACGGAGACUGGAAAAAUUAAGGUUGAAUCCAUCGAUGAGUUGGUCGAAGAAGCGGGUCAAGAAGGGAGGGAAAUGCAUUCGUCGCCGCUGCGUCAAGGGAUCAAGAGGGAGGCAUCUUCGGAGCUGGGUGAUGAUGGGCAACCGCCUGCUAAAAAGUCGAUGGGGACCGGAGGGAGGUCGUCACCAGUCAAGGGGAAUAAGAAGAAGCCGCCGACGCCGUCGAAAGCGAAAGGAAAGCCCAUCAGUGCUACGAAGAAUAAGGGGAAGGGGAGUCCGAUCAGACCUAGGAAUGCACCACCGCCGGGGAUGCAGAAGAUUACCAAGUUCUUUGGGAAUAGUGCUUAA